UGACAUGAUGUGGAAUCCUGUCCUUUUAGAUGUUUACAGGGAUGAUCCUAAAGGACGCAGAACUUUAGUUAUUCAGAACAUACAAGAAAAUGUGCGAGAAGAAAACUUACAGAACUAUCUGGAGAUAAUAUGCACAGAACAGGAACUCACGGAUGUAUGUUUCCCAUUGCGUGGGUAUGGUGUUGCCAUAGCGAUAUCCAAAACAAACAUAAAUGAUAUUGAAAGAUUUCAAGAGAAAGCAUCAAAGAGGCGUUUUGAAGGAUGUUUCCUAAAUUUAGAGCUACUUUGUGAGCCUGAUGGAAUCUUUUUACCGAAUGUUCCGUCUACGACAAAUGAAGAGUAUCUUAGCUUGUAUUUUGAGAGUAGAAAGUCUGGGGGAGAAGAGGAUACUGUUCAAAAUGUACAAAUUGUUGAUGUAGACUCUACAAGAUACGCCAUGGUUGAUAUAUCUAGUACACAUGCUAUAAAGUCUAUUCUAUCAAAACAGUCGCAUCAAUUGAGAAACGAAUCAGUGAAGGUACACCCUUACUAUAAGACUGUACAUGGAUAUAUUACAGCUCGUAUAAAUCAAAGAGAAGACCAAGGUUCAAGAAGGCAUCAGGCAAGUAAACCUAUUGUAAAAGACACCACAACUGUUGAAACUACACUGACAACACAACAGCUGGUAGAACCACCGAGUUUUAGUUACAACCUGCAUGACAACAAUGAUGCUGAAGUUAACAGUAACUUGGAUUAUAGUGAAAACUUUAGAGAAAGAUCACCCACUCCAAAACGGUCUGUCAGUUCAGAUUGGAUAAACACUGACCAACGUAAUUAUGAUGAUAACUUGACAUCAAGUUAUGAUGGUGAAUCCACAAGUAUACGAAAACAAACACCAAACACUGCAUUCAGACUCAGGAUAAUAUCUGACGACGGUGAAGACCAAUCACCGUAUGUCCCAAACAAACCACGAGAACAGUAUGUACCGAUAAAUGAUACCAAAGAGAAUAUGCAACCGCCAUCUCAGUUCAGUCAGGAUACACAAGACGAAACUAGUUGCUCAAAUAAAAGAACAGUAAAUAUUGCUGCUGUGAAGCCAGUAGUGCGGAACGUUUCUAGACAAUUAUCAGAUGAAGGUAAUGAAAGCAACCGAAAGCCUGGCGGUAAAUAUGGUAGAAAGGCACGUGCAUCUAACCAUAAUGAUAAUCGGAUGCCCUUGACUUUCCAAGAGGAAAUACAACUAUCGCCUGCUAAGAUUAAUAUGCUGAUAAUCUACAAAUUUCAGUCUAAAACACAAUCAGAAACUGUUGAUGUUACAUUUAAGGAAAAUGAAGGAAAGGUUAUAAUCAAAGGGUAUUCGGAAGAUGAUAUAAGACAAGCCAAACUGAAAAUGUACGAAUGCCUCGAUCAGGUUGUAUGUGUCAAAGAAAUACUUCCUCGUAUGAAAUGUAAAUUUUUAGCACGAGAUGAGUGCCGUAAAUGCAUCAGAUCAAGAUGUAUUAAACAGAAGAUCAAGGCAGCAUUUUCUGUUGACGUCGGUAACACCGUUCUCUUGUCGUUUGCGUUUUCUGCUGACGAGGCAGAGAAAGGUUUACAGUUUAUUAAAGAUGAGAUAACUGUGACGAAUGUGCAGCUGCGCCAAGGACAAGACACUCUUGUUGUAGGAGACAACUGGGAGAGAUUUAUUCGUGAAUUUGACACGGGUUUAUCUACCAUUUAUAUUGACGAUACAUCUAAGAAUAUAAUAUGUAUCGAAAGCAUCAUUGAAGCAAAAUCUAAGGAUAUAUUCAAAAAGAUAGUUAAAUAUCUGAUACAGAAUGUGCCUAUGAAGACAUCGGAUGUCAUUAUAGAGACAGCUAAAGCCAGAUGCUUCAAAUCAUGCUUCGAGGAUAGUCUCAGACGAGUUGUCGAAAAAUCACGGGGAAAAUUAAAUGUUGAAGUACAGAGUAGAAGUCCAUUUAAGAUACGUGUUUGUGUUGAAGGUGAACAGACAUUAACUGCAGAGCUGACAAAAAUGGUGAAUCAAAUCUGGCAUGAAAGAAUUGAUUUCAGUAAAAUAUCAGAAAAAGCUGAAGACAAAUGGCUUAUCAUGAAAGGACUUGAUGGUCCAACUGGAAAAGAUUUCUUUUCUAAGUUUGAAAGCAGUCACAAGUGCUUUAUACAAGUUUCAAAUGACGGUGUUAUCAAUUUCACGAGACCAAGUAUAAGAUCAAAGGAUUCCGAUCACAAUACUCAGUCAGAUGUUGAAAGUUCACCAAUACCCUCAACGCAAGCAGGACAUGUUAAACGCCGGUCGGAAUGGGACGACCAUGCACAUAAUUUUGAUGAGUAUAUUAGCCAACCAGAAAUGGAUCAUCGUCACUUACAUCAAUUUGAAAUGGAUGAUGAUGAAGCAUUUGAACUUGCUCGAGCAAUGUCACUGAAUGAGGAAGAUAGUGUUUCCACCAUCGAGGAUUUUGAGGAAAUUGAGAGUAACGAAGAUAUUUUAUUCCUACAAAGACCAAAUGACAGGGGGGCAUCUAAUCACAGACGUACCGGAAGGAGACCUUAUGUAAAUCAGAUGCAUAGAUCAGUCUCAUCUCCUGAUUUCCGGAGACAUUUGCCCACGGCACCGAUUCCCGUAGUAAAAUCAGAGAGUAUCAGAAUGAUGCGGACGAAUGUUACACUUCUAAAAGGCGAGAUAGUGAGACAAACAGCUGACGUACUCGUCAAUAUAGUGUCACAGUCACAUAGUUUAACAGAAAGUAUUGUGUCUAAAGCUUUCGUUAAAAGGGCUGGUCAAGAACUUAUUCAGUUAUACGAUGCCGCUAGACUUAGUGCAAAUGGCAGCGUGGUUACGACGAGAAGUUGUGGAAGGCUGAAAUGUAAAUCAGUCAUGCAUGUCGUCCUCCGAAAGGGAGAAAUGCAUUGUCAACAGGUGAUUCAAGAAACAAUACAGGGGGUCCUGCAAGAAUGUCAAGCAAACGGUUAUAACAGCGUGAUGUUUCCUCCGCUAGGUGUUGGCAGGAUGUAUAAAUAUCCAGCUGAUAUUGUAGCUGAUAGAAUGCUGUCAGAGAUCUACUUAACUAUACAGAACAACCGAGCUUCACUCUAUCAAGUAACAAUAGUUAUCUACGAUGAUCCGACAUAUGCUGUGUUUGAGAAAGCUUUCAAGUCAUUUGAUGAACAUAAUGUAAGGAUGAAUUCUGCUGUUCAAGCAAGACCUCAUUAUGCACAGGAUCCAUUUGGAAUAAAUGUCCGACAAAACCUUAUGCGGCAACAAAGGCAACAGCCUGGUCUGUCAACUGCACAAAAAGUACAUCGCAUGGGUGUUAAUCGGCCAGUGCGCACACCAGCCACUGCUAUACCACCACAGCACAUCAUCAACUCAGGACUAAGGGAGGAAAAUAGUCAAACGCGAGUGGCAAAAGAGAAGAGACCUCCACGUCAUCGUUUCUCGGAAAGAAAGCCAGCUCCAAACCUUUGUGUUGUUGUCGUAGCAGCGGAUAAAGACACGUGUAUACAGUCAAGAAAUAAUCUCAGCAAAAAAAUCAGAGAUGAAUUCUUGCACGAAGAUGUUAUUGGUAAAAGACAGAAAAUAUCUGACCAGGCUAAAGCGAAAAUUAUAGCAAUAAUUGAAAAACAUAAUAUCGAAUCGAUUAAAGGAAGGCAGGGGUAUACGUUAAAAGGUCAUAAAGAGAGCGUGACUAGGGCUCGAAUGGAUAUAUUGGAAGUUCUGCUGGGGGAGAAGGACAUAACAGAAAAGAGAAGAAGGCGUAAAGAAAAUACUAGAAGGGAAACUAAAGAGUUUGUUCAGUUAAUGGUAGAAGAAGAACCCGAAGUUCCUUCGUAUUGGUCAAAUUACAAAUCAGAUGUUUCUUUGAAGUCCAUAUUGACAUCAUUUAAGCAAACUGUCACUGGUAGAAACUACGAAAAGAUUCAACUUAACAGCAAAAGUCAAGAAUUCAACACGAUUGUUUCUAUGAUAAAUUCCACAUUUGACGCCACUAAUUUAGGUAAAGGUCUAGAUGCACAAGGUCUCGGUCAGCUUGGGUACUCACAACUCCAUGUCCUUAAGAUACAAAGAAUAGAAAAUUUAGAGCUGUACGAUAAGUUCACCUCCACAAGGCAAAAAAUGUUUUUGAAGUUAGGGAAAGAAGGCAUUGUUCGGUUUCCAAGGGUUAAAGACAUUCCAAAUUGUACAGGGCCAAUUCAGACAUGUCGGUUUCUUAACUCAUCUUUAGAUAAAGACUUACACACAGAAAUAAAUGAAGUUCUACUUUUCCAUGGUACCAAAAAAGACAAUGUCGGAACAAUUUGCUCAAGUGGAUUUGAUCAUAGACUAGGUAGCGGACGAGCAAUGCUUGGUGCUGGAAUUUAUGGUGCAGAGACUUCUAUUAAAGCUGAUCAAUAUGCAGAUGACAAAGCCACCAGGACAGCAGGUCAAGGUCAACAUAAGAAAAUGUUUCUAAUGAGAAUGAUCCUAGGGAACAGUUACAUUUGCACGGACCAAAAUCCUCACAAAUACCGACGACCGCCGUGUACAUCUUGCUAUAAAGAUGACUGCAAAGAUGACAAACAUGCUGCACAUAAAUACGGUCAUUUGUUUCACUCGGUUAUUGGAGACAAUGGAAAGUUGUUCCGAGAAUUUGUUGUGUAUGACAGUACAUUGUGUUAUCCUGAAUAUAUAAUCACUUAUGAAAGACGUUAAAAUCCCGCGGCAUAUUUUAUUGUACUGUCCAGGUUGAUAAAACUCUAUAUAAUAGCCUAUGCUCAGUUUCAAUUGUUAAGCAAGCAAAAAAUUAACAUAACAUAACAAAGUGUAUCUGUAAUUAGUGAACAACAAAUAUUAAUAUUGGCAGUUGUUUUGUAAUAGCUCGAACUGCUCUGUAUGAUCACUGCGUUUUUUUUUGCUGUCUUCCUUCAAGCAUUGAAAAAAAAAAACUUAGAAUACUUGCUUUUAAUGACAAUGUGCAUGUCUAAGACAAAAGUUCAUACAUCCAAGAGCUAUAUUUUCAGAGUUAUGCCCCUUUAUACGUCAGGUAGAAUGACUUUAAAGUUAAGAAACUUAGGAGGCAAGUUUUAUUGAGUGUUAAUGAUAGUUGUUACACUUAAUAGAUGAGCGAUAACACCACCUGUGGUGCUCUUGUUUAAUAAUGUGAUUAUAUUAUUGUGAAUAUAUUUAUUGAAGGGUUGUGUAUUAGAGUUCAACACAGAAACAUUAACGUGUUUUCAAGGGAGGAAAUAACUAAUAAUUUCAUAAAAGUUUAAGUAAAAACUUUAUUCAAUUUUUAUGGUUUAGUAAUAUGAUGUAUUUAAUAAUGUUAUCAAUCUAUAUUAAAUAAUAAGGGCAAAUGGAUCUAAUAUUUUGCAUUGACUAUUCUACAUUUUACUAGUUCUAGUAACAUUUUGAAUAUUGAUUAUAUCGAUUAGAUUUCAUGAAAAUAACUCAAAUUAUUUAAUGUUAUUUAAUGUCGGAAUGAAUGGACAUUGAAAGUGUUAAACUAUUGAUAAUGUGAAUAAAUGUGAUGAUAGACGAUUUAUCUGGGCAUUUCAUUUCGAACAGAUGUUCAUUACAUGAUUUAACUCUAAUAUCACUUACAUAGUAUAACAAAAUUCAUCUUUCAUAGAUAACAUAAAUUCUAGGUGGUUGGUAACGUACUGCAGCAAUAGCAGAUGCAGUAUUUAUAUUUAUGGUACGUUUAUUUUAUGUAACAUAUUUGGCGAAUUUCUCUAAAAUAUAUUGGUACUCUAUUAAUACAAUACAGUUUAUUUGCUUUAAACAUUAUACAACGUUUUCUAACAUAAAAUAUAGACAGGUAACAUUGUCAGUAGCAACAAUAUGCAAAAACAAAAUGUUACCAAAUUUGUUAGUGGAUGGAUGUUUGUUAUAUAUAACUAUAAUUAUAAUGUAACAUUUUUGGUUUGUAACAAAAUAUGAAAUAUCAAAUGAGAGACUAGUUAAUAAACGGUCAUAGAAAA
Ruditapes philippinarum (Manila clam) is the source of this 5940-nucleotide messenger RNA. RefSeq lists its product as uncharacterized. The record is from RefSeq and is a predicted model, not a curated record. Gene Ontology annotation, molecular function: NAD+ poly-ADP-ribosyltransferase activity; transcription corepressor activity. Lineage: Eukaryota; Metazoa; Mollusca; Bivalvia; Venerida; Veneridae. Gene Ontology annotation, biological process: negative regulation of gene expression. The transcript has 17 exons. Gene Ontology annotation, cellular component: cytoplasm; nucleus. Bases 5 to 4669 code for a protein of 1554 amino acids.